Messenger RNA from Stegastes partitus (bicolor damselfish), 1692 nucleotides. RefSeq names its product apolipoprotein Eb (gene apoeb). The record is from RefSeq and is a predicted model, not a curated record. NCBI's taxonomy places the organism in Eukaryota, Metazoa, Chordata, Actinopteri, Pomacentridae. Gene Ontology annotation, biological process: cholesterol metabolic process; lipoprotein metabolic process; phospholipid efflux. The transcript has 5 exons. The coding region runs from base 112 to 939 and encodes 275 amino acids. Gene Ontology annotation, cellular component: chylomicron; extracellular region; extracellular vesicle. Gene Ontology annotation, molecular function: cholesterol transfer activity; phospholipid binding; phosphatidylcholine-sterol O-acyltransferase activator activity.
CCACCUCUCUCGUGCAACAGCAGCCUCCGGGACUAUAAAGAGCAGCAGCCACCGUCCUGGGACUCACGGAGGAAACUCAACCUCUCAGGUGUAUCUGUCUGUCUAACAACCAUGAAGGCUGUAGGUCUGAUCCUUGCUCUGUUCGUCGUCGCCGGCUGCAACGCCCGUGUUGUGCGCCAGGCUGAUGCCACCCCAGACCGCUGGGAGGACACCGUGACUCGUUUCUGGGAGUACGUCUCUGAGCUGAGCCAGAAAGCUGAUGGAGUCGUGGAUAACCUCAAGGCCUCCCAGAUUAGCAGGGAGUUAGACACUCUGAUCACCGACACCAUGGCCGAGCUCACAACCUACAGAGAUGACAUCCAGACCAAGCUGGCCCCCUACGCCGACACCUCCGCCGGCCAGCUGUCUCAGGACCUGCAGCUUCUGGCCAACAAACUGCAGAAGGACAUGCUGGACGCCAAGGAGCGCAGCACUGAGUACAUGGGUGAGCUCAAGACCAUGAUGGAGCAGAACACCGACGACGUCCGCAACCGCAUCAACAACUACAGCCACAAGCUGAAGAAGCGCCUGAACAAAGACACCGAAGAGAUCCGCAACACCGUCGCCACUUACCUGGGCGAGCUGCAGUCCCGCACCUCCCAGAACCUGGAAACCAUGAAGGGUCACGUUGAGCCCUACGUCUCACAGGCCAGCGACAGCGCCUCCAAGAAGCUGGGCGACAUCUCCUCCCUGCUGAAGACCCAGGCCGAGGGUCUGGGACAGCAGCUCGAGGUCCAGGCCGAGGGCAUCAAGACCCAGCUGGAGGCCACUGCCCAGGAGCUGCGCACAUCUCUGGAGGGCAAGAUUGAUGAGCUGACAGACUUACUCUCCCCCUACGCCACCAACAUCCGCAAGCAGAUGGAGGACAUCAUCGAGAAGGUCAAGGAGACCACCGCCUAAAGAAUGACUCUGGGGGGUUUGUUAAGGGUUGUAGAUGGUUGGUGGUAGUAGAAGAAAGAAUGCAUAGACCACUAAAUUCUGUAUACCCUGGUAAAGAAAAAACAAAAAAAAAGGAGUUGAGAGUUACUGAUAAUCUCCACAUUGUAUGCUCUAAUGUUCAGGAUGGGAGGGUUGACUGGAGGAACAGGGGAAGACGGGUUUUCUUCUUCUUCUGCGUCGUCACCCUUUCGACUCUCUUGAUCACUGAACACAAGCACCGCAGUUUAAACACAACCAUCAAAAACGAGACAAUUAUUUGUAAUAUGCUUCGCUUUUCUACUUUGAAUAAACUGUUCUAUCAAUCUAUACCCACAACGCUCGAGUCAAGUCUUCCACUUUGGGUGCAGAUGUAUACCUGCUGAGUUUUAAGGGAUUCCAGCAUCAAACACGAGUGUCUCUCAUUUCAAUAAACGCACUGAAUGACGAUCAAAAGACGGGGUCACGUACAGCAAAGCGUCUGCUGGUUUCUACUAGAGGUGAUGCCGAACCAUUUUUUGUUCUUUGUUGUGCUUCACGGAGAAGAAGUGAAAUGUUAAAAAAAACGACUACACAACAAAAAAUGACAAUCAGUGAGUAAAGUGUGAUGCUGCCUGUCUGUUCUUCACAAGUGUCCCUUGUGUUUCACAUGUUGUACGCCCACCAUGCUGCUCUCCGUAAGUGCGCUGCCAGUGUGCUGAACGGUGCUGAGUGAAUAAAAACAAAACCUAGAAAAGA